CUGAUACUCUCGCGCCAACUACAAUCGACAAAAAUGGCUGCGCAAACAUGUGCCGCCAUCGAAAUGGCCAACGCGGCACUCUCUUACGUCUCACCCGAUCUUCACCCGUCGGCAUCAUGUACCCCCGCACAGCCUCCAUCAUCCCGUAAGUCCCCUGCACGAAAUGCCACUACUCUCCUCCCUGCACCUCCAUCCGACGGACUCCCAUCACUUCUCAAGUAUGUGGACUCUUACCUCAUGCGCGCCCACGGCAUGUUCGACCUCCCUCCCUCCCCUUUAUACACCACCUGCCGUAUUUGCCAGCGCCUCGGUCAUAAGUGUCCCGAGUUUUCAACUUUCCUGCCCCUCACUCCAUGUGGAUGCUGGGUGCACUAUCGCUGCUUCAUCCGCCGUGCUUGCCAGCCUUUCCGCGACCUGGCUGGCUAUCGCUGUCCUGGGUGCGGCAUCACGUUGUUUAUCUGGGAGGGCAUCACGGCUUUGACGCUGCUCACUCGGACCGGGCUUGACAUUCCUGACUGCAACUUCUCCGACCUCAAGAAGUACGGUGGGCUGAUAUUUACCGAAAAUGUCGCGCAAGCUGGUGAUCUCAAUCCUCACAUGAUGGUCUUUACGGAUACCAUGCUCGAACCUACGCCCCGCCACGCUCGCAUCACCGACUCACUGACUGGCAAGAUGGUCCAAUCUCUUUCCGCAUCUUAUGAAUCCGACUGUGCCCUUAUUGAGACCUACAUCAGCUCUGCUUUUCAUAGCAACCUUCAGCAGAUCUCUCCCUACCUUGAUGGAUCGCCCGACAUCUUGACCUGCGUGAACACGGUGUUGCUGUCGAUAAAGGAGGUGCUGCGACCGCGAAGCAUUUGGCUGAGCUUCAGGACGCUGGCCGGUGAGCUUUGCUGGACUGUUCUCGUCGCGAUCAAGAUGAAGCGCUUUCUUCUUGAGGGUCAUGGCUUGAUAUGCGGAACAUUGGGCUGGAAGGUGUUCGAGUGUGGGCUGGAGAGCUGGACCAGACAGAUUGGGGAAAUCUGUCGCGUACAGACUAGCCCAGUCGACUAGAUUGUAUUUCUGAAGUUGAAGCGAAUGGGUUGCAGCCGAGUUUGUCUGCGUGGGAUGAGAAUCAUUUUCGGGGAAUCGCAAGAGGACGGUUACAAAUCUCGGGGGCUUCUCUGCCCAUCUAGGGCACAAGUUUGGCCACAGAGAUGUUUCACUUUCAAGAUGUUGAUUAUGAAUUGCGCGGGGUCGUACGGGGUCCUUCGAAAACCUUCUAUAUCCACUGUUCGUGAAGGAAAUUACUGGAAUUGAAUAUGUACAUGCACACCACAAAUUACACUGCAUGAUCGAACUAC
Molecule: messenger RNA, 1340 nt
Organism: Periconia digitata
Lineage: Eukaryota; Fungi; Ascomycota; Dothideomycetes; Pleosporales; Periconiaceae
Source: the annotation of a GenBank genome assembly